Molecule: messenger RNA, 1695 nt
Organism: Aspergillus puulaauensis
Lineage: Eukaryota; Fungi; Ascomycota; Eurotiomycetes; Eurotiales; Aspergillaceae
Product: MFS-type transporter sphD
Exons: 2
Coding region: 1-1695 (564 amino acids)
Biological process (GO): transmembrane transport
Molecular function (GO): transmembrane transporter activity
Source: RefSeq, a predicted model, not a curated record
AUGUCGCCCCCAACAGAGGCCACCACCUUAGCAGACCCCAUCGCUGUCUCUGAGUCGGAGGCCCAGCCGCAGUCGCAGUACCAGUCGGAAAGUGACUGUCUCGAGACUAAACAUGAAGCGGAACCCACCGAGCUCGAAGGAGGGCGACCGCGCCGCAAGCGAAAGCCCCUGUCGUUCUUCCUGGCCUUCAUCUCGCUUCUGCUGAUGGUCUUCUUGGUCUCGUUGGAUGCCACCACCCUGGCUGUUGCAAUCCCUGUCAUCACUCGCGACCUCGCGGGCACUACAUUGACGGCAUUCUGGGCCAACAUUUCCUUCACAAUCGCUGUGGUGGUCAUCCAGCCCAUCUACACCAGCUUUUCCGACAUCUUCGGCCGAAAGAUCCCGCUGUAUGCCGCGUUUGUGCUCUUCGCAGUCGGAUCAAUCGUCUUUGCUGUGGCGCACAGCAUGGCAGUCCUCAUCGUGGGACGCACGCUGCAGGGCCUGGGCGGCGGCGGCCUCGAUGUCUUGAGCGAGGUCAUUGUCGCUGAUAUCACGACUCUGCAAGAGCGAGCCAUCUAUAUCGGAUGGCUCUCUCUGCCAAUGGCCCUUGGCUGUAUUGCGGGCCCCAUUCUCGGCGCUGUCUUCAGCGAGUACGUGUCCUGGCGCUGGAUCGGUUGGAUCAACCUGCCUGUGACUGGCGUUGCCCUCUUUCUCGCCGUCUUCUUCAUGCGCCUCAAGCCCAUCGACCAGGCCUUUCGUACCCAGCUGGGCCGCAUCGACUGGACCGGGAUGGCUGUCUUCACAGCUGGAUGCAUCCUGUUUGUCCUGCCGCUGAGCUGGGCAGGCAAUAUGUACCCCUGGGGCUCAUGGCGAACCAUCGUGCCCCUCGCCAUUGGUGCCCUGAUGCUGGUGGGAUUUGGCUUUUACGAGCGCUAUCCCCCUGAUGCCGUUUUCCCAUACCGGAUAUUCCGCUCUCGAACAGCCCAAAGUACCAUAAUCGGCAGCUUUAUCCACGGGUUCGUGCUCUACACUCUCCUGCAGUACCUCCCCCUGUUUUUCCAGGCCGUCUAUCUUGAAUCGCCGCUCGACUCCUCCAUCUCCAUCCUCCCGUUUUGCUGUGUCGUCUUUGUCUUUACAGGCAUCGCCGCCUUUGCUGUUGACUUCUUCCGCAAGUACCGGUGGGAGAUCUGGACGGGCUGGGUCUUUCUUGCGGUGGGCAGCGGCAUCUUUGCGCUCUGGGACCGCGGCUCCUCACGCGCAGCGACCGCCAGCUUCCAGGUUAUUGCGGGUAUUGGCAUCGGUACAAUCUUCAGCGUGCCUCCCAUCCCCAUGCAGGCCAGUGCGGCCGCGGACGACCAGGGCCUCGCGAUGGGGAUCAUGGUCGCGUUCCGGCUGUUUGGCGCACUGAUUGGUCUUGCUGUGGGUGCAACCACAUUCAGCAGCGUCUUUGCUCGCGAGAUACACGGCUUCGAAUUGCCCUCGUCGUUGGAGGUGUUGAACAACCCUGCGGAAGUGGUCGGUUUCAUUCCGCAGCUACGGACCGUGGAUGUUGACUCUGCAAUCCGUGACCUCAUCCGCGAUGCUUAUAUGGAGGCGAUGAAGACGAUCUGGUAUAUACUUGCUGCGUUCGGUGUCGUGGGGUUUGUGAGCUCGCUGUUUACGGAGGAGUUGACGAUGGAGACGGAGGAGGUGGGAAGGCAGCAUUUUGACGCUUGA